Molecule: messenger RNA, 1179 nt
Organism: Vicia villosa (hairy vetch)
Lineage: Eukaryota; Viridiplantae; Streptophyta; Magnoliopsida; Fabales; Fabaceae
Exons: 1
Coding region: 1-1179 (392 amino acids)
Molecular function (GO): RNA binding
Source: RefSeq, a predicted model, not a curated record
AUGGAGUGGAAGAAGGCAGAUAGGAAGAUUUUCAGAGGGUUUUCCACUAAAUGGGACGUUUUCCCUUAUGGAGGUAAGCAAGGUGCCUCGUCGGAGAUAUUUGAAACAAUUUUCUUUUCGGAUUUUCCUAAAAGAAUCCGGGCAAAAGAUGUUUUCGAACUUUUCGGUUGUCAUGGUAAUGUUGCUGAGGUGAUGAUAUCCCCAAGGAGGAAUAAGUUUGGAAGACGCUUUGGCUUUGCAAGAUUCAGAGGAGUGGAUGAUGUUAGAAUGUUGGCAGUCAGGCUCGACAAUAUCUUGAUAGAUGGGAAGAAAAUCCAUGCAAACCCACCUAGAUACGAACGAAACAACGCGGCAGAUAUGACAAGGGCCAAACAGUUUAGCUCCACAGGUGUUAACAAGGGGAGGUAUCAUUUCAAGAAGGGUGAUGUGGGUGGUCCAGGGGCAGGUGUGGGAAGGUCGAAGGGCACCAGAUCAUAUGCUGAAACAGUGGUUCUGGGGGCAUCACGUGGGAACUCUGAGGUUCUAGCUUCGGUUAAUUAUUCGUCUAAACCUGAGGAUAGAGCAAGAUGGAGUAAGGCGUGCAUCGGUGAAGUUCUGUUUCUAAGAGAGUCAUACAAUAUCCAAACUCAUUUCGAAAUUGAGGGUUUUUUCUCAAUCAAGGUUAUCCCGCUGGGAGCGAAUCUUUGCUUGCUAGAAGAAAUGGAGGAGGGAGUGAUCUCGGACUUGAUGAGUGAAGGCAAUACUUGGUGGAAACAAUGGUUUAGAACCAUUAAACCUUGGCAACAGGGAGCGGUUGAUGCGGAACGAGUUACGUGGAUUCGGGUUCAUGGUGUGCCUUGCCAUGCUUGGAAUAUCGACUUCUUCGAAGCUUUAGCUAACUCUUUUGGCUGUUUUGUCAACAUGGACGAGAACUACAAAGAGGGCAAGAACAUGGAUAUAGCAAGGAUUCUCAUAAGGGUUCCUCUGUGUUUUUCUUUGGCAGAGAGAAUCUCGGUGGCUAUUGACGGGGAGAUUUUUAGUCUUGCUCUUCGUGAAGAUGCGUAUGGUCCGUUUAGACUCAUCAACAAGGAGGCUGCUUCCAAGGCAAAUAGUAGUUCUCUCUCUAGCUCUGAAGAGUCUUGGUCGGUGCCGGCAGGAAGCGAAGAGGGGAGAUGGACGUCGAAAAGCUUUGGGAAAUGA